UCAGGAGGGAGUGCACCUCGCGCAUGAAUCAGGGCAGAUUAACGGAACAUCUGCCGCUUAUUCAGAGACACGAGCAUGAGCUACAAUCCAAAAAAACCUCUGACUGCAUAAUCGCCUCUGUGCUCUGUGGGAAAUGCGUUCUGAGAGUUUGUCGGUAACUGCACUGAGUGUUCCAGCAGUGCAUACCAUCUAUAUAAAGAACCUUCAUCAUGCUCUAUAAGGUAUUCUGACAUUUAAACGCUCUAGGGGUGUGUAAGUAAGCAGCGCAAACGUUUGCGUGCUUUCUCACAUUUUGCAUCCUGGUAGAUGUCCACAAAUAUAAUAACUAAUUAUCUAAACCUAAUUUAGUGACCUAAUUAUCUGCUUAAUUAUUUGAUUUGCACUGUGAUGUCCAUAUUUAAUAGUGUGCAGUGUCAUCUGCGCUUGAGCCAUGUGUGUACUGUUUAACACUAAGAUUGCCUUGGGUUUAAACACAUUGCCUGCCUGUUUGACGAAACUCGACCCCAGCGCUGGAAUCCUGCAUAGCCGGUUCAGCACCUUUCUCCACUUUUACCAAGGGUUUUAUCACUUGGUUAAGAUGGUUGUUUACUUUUCAGUCCUGUGAGAUUACAUAUUACACAAAACUCAUCCAUCUUCCAAUCAUAUAUUCCGGUUAGGGUCACAGAGGGGCUGAAGUGUGUAUCCACAGGUACGAGGCAUGGGACAGGGGUACAUACUGGAUAGGAUGCAGGGGACACACACGCAAUCAUAACACCAUUGACAGCUUAGAUAUGCCAAGUAGCCUAACUGCAUGUCUUUGGAAUUCAGUUGCAAUCCCAUGUGACACAGAAGAGAGGUGUUAUUUAAAGCUCCACCACCGGAUGUGUGCAGUGACUGAUACCUAAUGAGACACUACGCUACCCACACAAGAAAUCUAAUAAUAAUGAACAGGAGCUCACCGGAUUGCACCAUGACCUCAUGCCUGCAAGAGUAUGCUUGUCCUCCCUGAGCCUGCGAGCAUUUCCAUUGAGUUCUCCAAAUUCCUGCAACCAUCUAUAUGCAUGUAUUAGUAGAGUGUAGACUGGCAUCCAGGGUUUCCCCUGCUUUAGGUCCCAUGCUGCCCAGGUUAAGGAUGGAGUAUAAUAAUGCAUAGAACAUAAAUCUAUUAAAAUCAAAAGCUUUUCACAUAAACAUCAGCACUUCACAGGAUAAUUUUUAUGUAAUCAUAACCAUUCAUUAUUUUGUUACAUCUCUCACUAUGAACCCCUUUUUAGGAAAUAAACAUGAUGAUAUCCAAAGCGGCAACACGCCCAUUUGCUGUCUAUAACUUGUUUAUAUUACAGUCUGUACCUGCUGAGAGCAAAUUACGCUCACGGGUGGACUUCGUAUUUUCGAUAUGCUGCCCCCUAGCGAAGUGAGGCGCCAGAGCAUAUUCCACUACUUACAAUUCCACUAAAUCCCACAUAAUUACAUAAUUUAAACAUUAUUACACGAACAAGAAAAUUAAAUUCAUACUAAGGACUGGCACCCGCAGGGCUGAACCCCAGCAUUCCCGUCCGAUGUUAACAUAAUAUGAUCCGCCUGAACGAUGAGAGUGACUAUGGCAGUGUGGGCGUUUCCACUCAAUUCAAUCUCUGAUUGGUAGAAAUGACGACAUGCUUGCUGAACUUGUUUGUCUAUUGGGUUAGGCAAGUGUCAAUCUCACGCUUUUUCCUCUAUUCGAUUCAGUUGAACGAAUCGCUUCCUGAAGCGAAUCCGCACGUAAGGCUCGCUGGGAGGAUUCGCUCAGGAAGACUCGUCCUUCCCAGGACUCUCAGUCCUGUUUACCCCCCUUUCCGGGGAAUGGCGUCCAGAAAGUGGAGCGCGGUGUGGCUGUAUUACCAAGACGGCAAAGAUGCGAAAAAAGUAGUUUGCCUCAUAUGUUUGGAGACCAUCCAGCAUCAUGGCAACACCAGUAACCUGCGCAGGCAUUUGAGAUUAAAGCACCACGCCGAGUACGCCGACCUAGAGGCAAAGAAAAAAAGAGGCGAAGCAGCCGGAGGGAUCAGGAAGCAGCCCGUACCGGGUGUACAGUGCGGCCAUUACUCAGAGAGCUCAGAUUCUGCAGUAGGGGGAGGAACCACAAUACAGAGAGUACUGAAGAGAGAAGAGUUUAACGAUACAGCCGGCGGGAUUGGUGAUGAAGCCCCAUCUCCCUCCAGUGUGAGCCAGCACCCCAGGGAGUAUAGCGACGUGGAAAGCAGAGUGACGGGACAGAGCCCGGAGCAGCGAGUAGCAGGUCCCACAAUGCACUGCGCUUUGGGGCGGCCAUCUUUGCAAGAGGAAGCUAGCAGGAGCACUGGAGGAAAUGCAGAUGUUAUGAAAGUCAUAACUGUGGGGCAGUCAGAACAGGAGCAGAUAAGGAGGGCGUUGGAGCAGGAGGCACGAGCACUGCAGCGAGAGAGGGAGCUGACAGAGCAACUGAGGAGAGCCCAGGAACAGGAGGCGCGAGCUCUGGAGCAGCAGAGGGAGCUGACAGAGCAAUUGCGGAGGGCCCAGGAGCAGGAGAUGAAGAGAGCAAGAGAGCAGGAGGCCCAGGCUUUCCAGCGAGAGAAGGAGCUGAUGGAGCAGCUGCGCAGGAUUCAGGAGCAGGAGGCGCGUGCUCUGGAGCAACAGAGGGAGAUGAUGGAGCAGCUGAGGAGGGCUCAGGAGCAAGAGAUGAAGAGGGCCAGAGAGCAGGAGGCCCAGGCUCUGGAUCGUGAGAGGCAGGCUAUCGAGCAGCUGAGGAGGGCCCAGGAGCAGGAGGGCCAGGCCAUUGAGCGGGAAAGGGAGGCGCUGGAGCAGCUGCGCAGGGAGCUUGACGGGAGGGAUUCAAGGAGGCAGGAGGAGUUGGGUGUGUGUUCAUCAGAUGGCAAGACAAAAGAUGAAAGGACGAGGAGCAGUAGGAGCAAAACUGGAGGCAAAAGCUCAUUAUAAUAUGUUACAGUGAUGGCGAAUCCUGCAAAAGGUUAGGAAGCUAAUCUUAUAAACUGGGGGGGCGCUGUGGGGCUUGGUGGGUUAGGCCUCCCAGCCUGCGGUUGUUGGUUUGAGCCUCGACAGAAUAGUCACGGCUCCAUUGGGCCCUUGAGCCCACCACAUUCCUCAGGGAUGCUGGAUAAAUGGCUGACCUUCGCUCAGACCCCAAGGGUGUAUAUGCAAGGAGAAGCAUCUGCACUUGUACAUGUUCAUAUGGGAAAUAAAUUAUCAUUUUAUUUCAUUGCUAUUACAAUAGCUGUCAGUGACUAAAUGCUCAUAUAAAAAAAACUACAUGAAAUAAGUACCAGGUUAAAUGAGGAUACAGAUGUGUUCUGAUCCUUGUCUUCUGUAUGUGCCCUGACAUUAUUUAGUGUAAGAUCUCACUUUGGCUGUCUGUACUGCCCUACAUAAACUUGGGGUCUCUAUGUAGGCUGAGGGUCAUCUGGAAAUACUGCUCCAUUCAUGGUUGAAGUGUGACCUUCAGCUGGGUUGUGCUAAUAGCUUUAGAACACAGAUCACAAAACUUCACCCUUGUAGUUUGCUGCAGUCGUCGACAUUUUGCCAUUGCAUAGAGCUCCAACCCAGUCUUCCAAACACUUAUCCUGGCUUUAGUUAUGGGGGUCUGUAUUCUUACCCAGUCAUCACAGGGCACAAAGCUGAAGUUCACCCUGGAUGGGGAGCCAGUCCAUUGCAGGGCACAAGCAAAUACACACUACAGGCAGUACCGAGACAGCGGUUACACACACAGCAGGUUUAAGGAUUUUAUUUGUCAUUGUACUAGUGGAUUAAACAAUGAAGUUUAGUAGCUGCCCUAAUACUGGCAUAAUUAAAUAAAUUCAUAGUUUAGAAACGGGAAUAUACAUAUAUGUGCAAAUUCACUGAGAACUAAUUUCAGUAAAGCUCUUUCUGUACUAAAUCAGGUCUGUAUAUAUUGCACUUUUUGAAGUUUUGAAGUAGCCAUGUAAGGCAUGGUGUACAGUACCAGUCAAAAUCUGGACACCUGAAAAUCAUUUAUUUUUCAAAAAGAUAACCCAAAGCAGGCCUUGAGGUUAUGUAUGUACUCUGUUAUUUUGGGAACAAGGCAGAGAAAUGGUGUGCUGUGACAGAUGACCUAAAUCCCAUAGAGCUGGUUUGGGUUGAGUUGGAUCAAAGAGUAAGAGCGAGGUAGCCAGCAUGUGCCCAGAGUUUGUGGAUUUAGGGCUGUUAGAGAAGCAUUCCAGGUGACCAUAUCUGGAAGAUGGAUGAAAGACGGUUUGCAAUGCUGUCAUCGAUGCAAAAGGGGCCAUUUUGACGAGUCUAAAAUUUGCAAAAAUUUUGAGAUGUUGAACACUUCUCUUGGUCGUUACAAUAUUUGAUAUACAUUACUUCAUUUCCUCAAGGAUUUUUAUUAUAAGGGCAUAAAAUAGCUUAAACAGAAACAAAUGCAUUAAAAGCAGGUGUUUCCAGACUUUCACUGGUGCUGUGUACAGAAUUGAAGGUUUGCAUUGUAGUUUCAUGAAAGUGCAGAAGGGUCAGUCGCUCUCGGCAGCAUCAGGGGCAGAAGCUGUUUCUGAGGUUGGCUGGGAGGGCAUGUAUGCUGGUGUGUCUUUUACCUGAUAUCAAAAGACUGAAUAGAUGUCCUCCGGAGGCAGCGGUCAUCGUAAACGCUCUCAGUGUCUGGCAGCUGAAGUGUUUGACUGUCUUGACUGUGUGUGGAAAGGGCUUUUCAGUCAGUAGCAGAAUAAAUGAAGUAUCUGACUCCGAUGCAUUAUGUCAGGGUGCUCUCGGUGGGCGACUUAUACAGGUUAAACAAGGGUUGUUGUGGCAGAUGCCCCCCCCCCCCCCCGGACCUAAAGGCGCUGCUACUGUCCCUUGCUGAUUAGAGUGGUUCACAGACCAUUAGAGAUCGUCCACGGUAAGUAUUUUGAGAAACUUGAAACUGGCAACUUUAUCUGCUGCGUCCAUUCAUGUGGAUUGGGAGGUGUGGCCCACAUCUGAAUAUCCUAAAGUCCAUUACUAACUCUUUGGUCCUCUUGGUGUUGCGAUCAUGUUACUGCAGGGCACCACUCAGCCAGCUUCUACUCUUCUUGCCUGUAUGCUGUCUCCCUUUCGUUAGACUGCAGUACGGGGAUCUGGAAGUGUAAGGCUACAGCGCUGAUUACUGAGUGACCAUGCCAUUCUCCUUCAUCAUUUACUAUGCUUUUUUACGUGAACAUAUACUUACUCUAGCUUCUAGGUACAGUGAAGAUUAUUAAACCUUUCAUGUAAUAGUUUAAUAUUCUAUUUGCAUAAAUCAGAAAGUUACAUUUUUAGAAAGUAAAGAUUUUUAAAGAUUAUUCUAGUUAAUAUGUAUAUAAUGAUGUGAUGGUGUUUUUUUCUUUAUGACAUAUGAAGACAGCAAUUUAAUAAAAUUCUUGCUAAACAUCGUA
Molecule: messenger RNA, 5381 nt
Organism: Brienomyrus brachyistius
Lineage: Eukaryota; Metazoa; Chordata; Actinopteri; Osteoglossiformes; Mormyridae
Product: trichohyalin-like
Exons: 4
Coding region: 1627-2934 (435 amino acids)
Molecular function (GO): DNA binding
Source: RefSeq, a predicted model, not a curated record